CACAGUGUCACUUUCAGCCCUGCAAGAAGUUGGACUCUCUCGGCAGCAUCAUAUUGUCAAAGGACCUGACAAGGUCACUGUGUUCGUGAGAUGGCAGUCUUUCUGCUGAUGCUUGCCCUCAGACUGCUUCUUGUAGAGCCUUCAGGAAGCAGAAUGAAGUUUUCACAGGAAGAGAUGCAACCUGCUGCAAAACAGACUCUCGAGGAAUCAACAGACUCAACCCUGUCAGACAAAAAUACCAGCCUCAGCAUACCCAAGCAUGUGGUGUCUGCCCCACCCCAAACAUCCAGAAGGCUAUCUUUUGUCAUUCCCAAGGGAAAUACUAUGAGAGAUGGCAGGAACUGUAUACACAGCCUGAGAAUCUGGAGAACCGGCGUAGACGUGAAUGAGUCGUGUCAGUUGGGCAAUAAUUUUAUACACGGCUCCACCGAUGUGAGCCAUGGAAUUCCCAAGGCCACCAGCGGAAAGUGUGAACAAACACCUAACCUAAGCAGCUGUGGGCCCCUAGGACUGGAGCGUACCAUGUGCAAGGUCCUUGCAGGCCACCAGUGCCCCAGAUACCACGAGCACAGCAUCACCUCGUUAAAGAGGGUCCUGACAGUGCUUGCCAGCCAUUCUCUGAUGAGCUGGUUGGUUAGUGGCUGUAAAUUGUAAUCACAGGCUUUGAGACUAGAGGAGGACGACUUCACAGUCAUGGCUGCUUCUCUCCUCCUGCUACACAGGUCUUUUCUUUAGUACACGGUGGACACUGUUUGUACUAACCGGAUGAGCGAAACAAAAUAGCCCAAUACAGCACAAGUUAACCAAAACUUGUAGCUGAUCCUAGAACACACACCCCCAUCUUCUCGCUCUCACUCUGUUCCCACAAACUGAAUUCCUUCCUGGUUUAGCUGUCGAGCUGUCCCAAAGCUGAGUCUGCCCAAGUGGACAGAGGUAAGGAGAGAAACUCCAGGUUAGACAGUGUGAAUGAGAGUGAGGCAUACAUUCAGUCCCGCUCCUCCAAGGAGUGUGAGCGUGUGUCUGCCCCUGAGCAUGCCUGCCUCCCCCCCAGCUGUGGGUUGCCUGUCCUCCGGGAGUUGUCUCAGCAUCAGCAGGUCCAACACUGUACAACCUGCAUUCUUCCUGCCUCAGGACCACUGCAGAGAGGACACAGAGCUCUGUCACACCUCCAGGCAAAGUCUUGCUACUCUAGAGCUGUGCCUGGCCGAGGGGCAAACUAGGGGAACGCAGAAGGUAGUGAUGUGUCAAGUUGAUGGCAAGUUUCAAGCAGGGUUAUCUUCGAUCUUGAUGCUUUCUCUGCCAAUCCUAAACCUGCAGAGUUAACUGUGCAUGAAGCACAGACAGUUACCAAGCUGUUAUUCAUUGUUGUGCAAUUGUAUGCGCCUGUUUGCCUUCUUAUGCCUUUCCUUCAUCCCAAGGCAACUCCUUCUUUUUAAAAACAUUUUUAUUUGAAAUAAAGUUGUGCAAAUGAAUGCUA
Messenger RNA from Apodemus sylvaticus (European woodmouse), 1477 nucleotides. RefSeq names its product ribonuclease A family member 11 (inactive) (gene Rnase11). Gene Ontology annotation, molecular function: nucleic acid binding. The transcript has 2 exons. The record is from RefSeq and is a predicted model, not a curated record. The coding region runs from base 91 to 654 and encodes 187 amino acids. Lineage: Eukaryota; Metazoa; Chordata; Mammalia; Rodentia; Muridae.